Arctia plantaginis is the source of this 507-nucleotide messenger RNA. NCBI's taxonomy places the organism in Eukaryota, Metazoa, Arthropoda, Insecta, Lepidoptera, Erebidae. The record is from the annotation of a GenBank genome assembly.
AUGUUUGGAUUGUUUAAGAAAUAUGCUACGAAACAUAUUAAUACAUAUUCUAGUUAUAUUAUAAAUUAUGCCAACGUAAUGAGAGUAUUGGCGGUUGCCAAAAUAGCACCGUCAUUUGUUUUAUUAGUUCAAACCCUUCAGCUGAGGCAGACUGUUGAAAACUACGUGAACAUAGCUUUUGACGAUCCCAGCAUGAGUAGGGCUGUUCAGUUCUUAGAGACUCUGCUAAAAUGUUGUGGUACGAGUGGACCAGAAGCAUACAUAAAUUUAGAGGGAAUUCCACCAGAACUUCCACCCACGUGCUGUGAUGUUCAAGAUAAUGGAACAUCGUGUUUGAUAGAAGACGCUUAUCAACGAGGCUGUGCCACUUUAAUUGGUGAAGCUGUCCAAACAUGGAGUACAUACUUGGGCUAUUUAUUUAUGGUUAUUAUUGCUGGAGAGGUGGUAAAACUGACUGUCGCGUCGUAUGUCAUCCGCGCCAUAAAAGAGAAACUUUUACGAGAUUAA